Messenger RNA from Trichoplax adhaerens, 888 nucleotides. RefSeq lists its product as uncharacterized. NCBI's taxonomy places the organism in Eukaryota, Metazoa, Placozoa, Uniplacotomia, Trichoplacea, Trichoplacidae. Gene Ontology annotation, biological process: transmembrane transport. Bases 1 to 888 code for a protein of 295 amino acids. The transcript is spliced from 10 exons. Gene Ontology annotation, molecular function: transmembrane transporter activity. The record is from RefSeq and is a predicted model, not a curated record.
AUGCCUCAUAUCGGGGCUGUGUUUGUUUUAUGCAUUGGUAUAUUGAUUGAAUCCUGUUGUAGCAUAAUCUUUGGAUUUUUACCGCACAUUCUGAAUAAUGCGGUAUUUGUUGGGUUUUGCAUUAUUACUCGAGCUUUUCAGGGGACUGGUUUGGCAUGCGUUCAAACUGCAUCCCUUGCAAUAACGUCAUCGAUAUUUAGCGAAAAUAUUGCCUCAGCAACGAGUGUGAUAGAAGUUCUUACAGCUUUAGGCUACACGGCUGGACCUACUGUUGGUGGACUGCUUUAUCAGGCGGGUGGUUUUAAACUACCCUUUCUUGUUAUAGGGUCUACAAUGCUAAUAGUUGGAUUUACAGCAAUUUUCUUCUUACCCACAAUUAAAGGUUCUCGUACGUCUGCUCCUGGAGCUAUAAUGAAGAAAUUACUGAUUUAUCCACGUAUAAUUUUAAUGUGCUGCAGUGUGACAUUACUGAUGAUCCUAUUUGGUUCAGUAGACUUAGGCUUAGCUCUGCAUAUCAAACCGGGCUAUCGACAGUUCGUUAUCGGUGGUUGCUUUGCUAUAGGAAUUGCUGCACAAUUCGUUGGACCCGCUCCAUAUCUAAAUAUUCCGCUCUCUAUCGCGCAAAUUAUUCCUUCACUCUUCAUAACUGGAAUGGGGACUGCAGCGGUAUUUACGCCAGCUUUUGGUGAUAUUCUGGCAUCUGCUACGAUGAAUUCAGGCCUUAAUGAUGAUGAUAACGAGGAAACUGUGAUUGCCGACAACAGCAAUUUCUCUACAGUUUCUGUGGUUUCUGGAAUAUUUACUGCAUUCAGUGCUCUAGGAAAAAUGUCCUCCGAUACUGAGAGAUUUAUCUGCUACUCUUCUGAUACUAGCGAAAAAUCGCUAUAA